Messenger RNA from Anthonomus grandis grandis, 1235 nucleotides. RefSeq names its product tumor suppressor candidate 3 (gene Ostgamma). NCBI's taxonomy places the organism in Eukaryota, Metazoa, Arthropoda, Insecta, Coleoptera, Curculionidae. The transcript is spliced from 6 exons. The coding region runs from base 121 to 1107 and encodes 328 amino acids. Gene Ontology annotation, cellular component: oligosaccharyltransferase complex. The record is from RefSeq and is a predicted model, not a curated record.
CAUUUGACAAAUAGACACGUUAACUAUUUUGAUCCACUUCAAAUUUCCCUAAUUUUUUAAUAUUAACCACACGUUUGCUACCUUUUCCAAUAAUAUAAGGGCUGGCCCACAAGGUUCACAAUGAAAGCCUUAAUUUUCAGUAUAUUACUGAUCCUGCCCGUCAUAUUCUACAAUGUAGAUUGCCAAGCGCGAAAACCGGGCUCCACUCUGGCCGACAGAGUACAACAACUAACAGAUAUGGCCAGUAAAAAGCCCGUUUUAAGGUUCAACGGGAACAAGUUCAGGGACUUUGUGAAGGCAACACCCAGGAACUAUUCGGUCAUUGUCAUGUUCACUGCUUUGGCCCCACAGAGACAAUGUGCCGUGUGUAGGCAAGCGAGCGAUGAAUUCACCGUGGUGGCCAACUCUUAUAGGUAUUCGCCACUUUUUAGCAACAAAAUGUUCUUCGCUGUGGUCGAUUUCGAUGAGGGGUCAGAUGUGUUUCAAAUGAUGAAGCUAAAUACUGCUCCAGUAUUUGUCCAUUUCCCUCCCAAAGGUAAGCCAAAAGCAGCGGAUACUAUGGAUAUUCAAAGGAUUGGGUUUGGUGCUGAGGCGAUUGCAAGAUGGAUCAGUGAAAGAACUGAUAUUCAAUUAAGAGUAUUCCGGCCGCCAAACUACUCAGGAACCCUCUCAAUAAUCCUCCUCUUUGCAUUCAUGGGAGGUUUCCUCUACUUGCGUAGAAACAACUUGGAGUUUCUCUACAAUAAAACCAUGUGGGGCAUUUGGGCUUUGCUGUUCUGCUUUGCAAUGACCUCGGGUCAGAUGUGGAACCACAUUAGGGGGCCUCCGUUCAUGCAUAGGAAUCAAAAUGGACAGACUUCUUAUAUACAUGGAAGUUCUCAGGGGCAGUUUGUUGUUGAGACUUAUAUUGUUAUGUCUCUUAAUGCAGCAGUGUCCAUUGGAAUAAUCUUGAUGACCGAAGCUGCCAAAGGAAAAACGCCUGAUUUAAAGAAGAGGAAAGUGAUGGCCGUGGUCGGUUUGGUACUUAUUUCUGUUUUCUUCUCGUUGCUUUUGUCUAUUUUUAGGACAAAGACCCAUGGGUAUCCUUACAGUUUCCUGUUUAAAUAAGGAACAUAUUGGCACUGUGUGGACAUGAAAAAACUGUAGUGUUUUUGUUUUUUUUUAUUUUGUUAUUUGAUUUUUUAAAUAAUAAGCUUACAAUUCGUGGCUACACAAAAUAAACUUUGUUAUCCUGU